Molecule: messenger RNA, 965 nt
Organism: Nycticebus coucang (slow loris)
Lineage: Eukaryota; Metazoa; Chordata; Mammalia; Primates; Lorisidae
Gene: FTH1
Product: ferritin heavy chain 1
Exons: 4
Coding region: 252-803 (183 amino acids)
Biological process (GO): intracellular iron ion homeostasis; iron ion transport
Cellular component (GO): cytoplasm
Molecular function (GO): ferrous iron binding; ferric iron binding
Source: RefSeq, a predicted model, not a curated record
GGCCCGGGGGCCUGACGCCGCGGCCGCUAUAAGAGUCCGCUCGGGGACCGUUGCGCCAGACGUUCUUCGCCGAGAGUCGCCGCGGUUUCCUGCUUCAACAGUGCUUGGACGGAACCCGGCGCUCGACCCCCAUCCCGGCCGGCCGCUCACAGCCAGCCUUCCGACACCUCCUCACCGCGCCCUCGGACCGUCCCAAGGCCCCCGCCGCCGCUCCAGCGCCGCGCAGCCGCUGCCUCUCCUCAGCCGCCGCCAUGACGACCGCAUCCCCUUCGCAGGUGCGCCAGAACUACCACCAGGACUCGGAGGCCGCCAUCAACCGCCAGAUCAACCUGGAGCUCUACGCCUCCUACGUCUACCUGUCCAUGUCUUACUACUUUGACCGCGAUGAUGUGGCUUUGAAGAAUUUUGCCAAAUACUUUCUUCACCAAUCUCACGAGGAGAGGGAACAUGCUGAGAAACUGAUGAAGCUGCAGAAUCAACGAGGUGGCCGAAUCUUCCUUCAGGAUAUCAAAAAACCAGACUGUGAUGACUGGGAGAGCGGGCUGAAUGCGAUGGAGUGUGCGUUACACUUGGAAAAAAGUGUGAAUCAGUCACUACUGGAACUGCACAAACUGGCCACUGACAAAAAUGACCCCCACUUGUGUGACUUCAUUGAGACACAUUACCUGAAUGAACAGGUGAAAUCCAUUAAAGAACUGGGUGACCACGUAACCAACCUGCGCAAGAUGGGAGCCCCUGAAUCUGGCAUGGCAGAGUAUCUCUUUGACAAGCACACCCUGGGAGACAGUGAUAAUGAGAACUAAGCCUUAGGCUAACUUCCCCAUAGUCACGGGGUGACUUCUGUGAUCACCAAGGCAGUGCAUGCAUGUCAGGGUUUCCUUUACCUUUUCUAUAAGUUGUACCAAAACAUCCACUUAAGUUCUUUUAUUUGUACCAUUCCUUCAAAUAAAGAAAUUUGGUACCCA